Messenger RNA from Rhizoctonia solani, 1626 nucleotides. RefSeq lists its product as uncharacterized. Lineage: Eukaryota; Fungi; Basidiomycota; Agaricomycetes; Cantharellales; Ceratobasidiaceae. The coding region runs from base 1 to 1626 and encodes 541 amino acids. The record is from RefSeq and is a predicted model, not a curated record. The transcript has 9 exons.
AUGGAUCCGGACACUUCACUCAACGCACCAGAGCCGAUAGCUAACGGAGAACCACAACAAAAGGAGGAAGUAGCUAAAGAAAUUAUGCUAUUAGAGCCCAACGCAGAUCAUCCAUCCUCACGAUGGGAGACGGCUUAUGUCUAUGCUUUUAUCGUCAAGUUUACUAGCCUGAGGGGGAAGGAUGGCCUGGAGAGCCCUACCGAUCUUGAAGAGGCGCUGUUAUUUCCGGGUCCUAGCCCAGUGCUAGAGCAGGUGCUGGCUCGGUUCGUGUUGAAUUUGAGACCAGGUUCAAGAAACACCGGUCAUGACAUCAGCCCGAACUUGAUUGCUCGAACAACCCAAUCUCUGCUCGACGAAUUCCUACGCACAAGCGAACGGAGCUGUUGGUGGGAUGAUUCCCUUCACCGUAAUCUUGACCCUUUUGCGGGACAUGAAGGUGAUGUGUUCACAUUACCAUGGGAGACCAAGUUGCAAAUAUUGCGCCAGCUGGUAGACUAUCAGCUACAGCAUUCGGCUCUUGUUCGUGAUAUUAUUGACACAGUUUGGGGCGCACGUCCCGCUAAACACCGAAAGGGAGCCAAAAAGGAAGCACCUCCACCUGCCGCCGCAGGUUAUACCAAAAAGCAGCUACUCGUUGAACCAAUGGGCCAGGACCGCUCAAGACGACGAUUCUGGACACUUGAUGAUUCCACACGCGUUUAUGUAUCUGGAAACCCGUGGAAGUCCCAUUGCGUAUUCUACGCUACAUCCUCGACACGCGACGAGUACAUGAACACGGUCGAAUAUCUCAAAAGCACGCUUCCUAAACCUCCUACAGGUAAAUCUACGAAGCGCUCGAGAUUUGAACAAGCACAAGUCGACCUGGUCGAGAAACUGGAAGGAACACACCUGGAGGCUAUAGACAAUGAGCUGAGUAGACUCGAGCGAGCGCGAAAGCGAGCCGAGAAACGGAACAUGAUGAUUGCCCAGGCGGAACUCCGGUCAACUCGCACUCGCAGACAGACCAAGCGACCUGAUUACGUAUAUGAUGCAGAUGAUUUCGAAGACGACUAUGCCGACGAAAAUGGCGAACGCUCGGAUGAGGAGUUUAAUGGCGAGGCCGAGUCAUCACAUACUACACCGGACGAGGACAUGAAUGACUACACGCCAGAUGAUGAUGACGAUGGGGGCCUGCGUCGGAGCACACGGAAUGCAGGCAAACGAGUCCGCCCCAUCCAAGCAAGGCCAAUAGGCAGACGCAGUGCUCGCUUGGCCGCAAAUGAUGCGGAAACCAGCAGCACCCGCUCGGGAGACGACGACAUUGAUAUUACCAAUGGCAAGAUAGUGAAGAGGGCCAGGACCGCGACUGCCAGUCCGUUGCACGUAGAUCGAUUGAGUCUCGAAGGCGAUGAUGGAAAGUCCAAGUCUACUUAUGUCAAACUAGAACCGGUGCCCGGCAAGAAAGCAUCCAAGUUUUGGUUCUAUGCAAUAGAAUCGCCCAGUGGCGGAGCAGGAUCCGUAUCUAUUGAUCGGGAGUCAACAAAAAGCAGCCGUGAUGGCACUUCCAGGAGCAGCAUGGAGGUAGAGCUUCCUGGACAAACGAACGGAUUAGGCCUCGAUCUGAACGGCGAGCCGAAGGAAAAGUAG